CCAUGGCCAGGCGGCUUACCUCCUGUUGCUGCUGCUGCGGCCUGGCCAAGGGCGCGGUCUGUAUCGGCGUCAUCUACCUGCUUGCCAACUGCGCGGGAGUGCUGCUGCUGGCGCUGACCUUGACCGGGCCUCCGAUCCUUCGCAUCGAGGCCAGUGGCGAGCUGAGUGACGAGAAGGAGAAGGAGGAGGCCGUCCAACGCGUGGAGCACUUCAUCAUGGUCGUCGAGAUCAUGAUGCUGGCCUUGAUGGCCAUCGGCAUCCCGUGGGAUAUCCUGCUGCUGGUCGGGGCGCGGCGGAAGCAGCGAUACCUCCUGCUGCCCUGGAUCGUCUGGUACAGCCUGCUGGCCAUCCUGCUGGUGAUCUGGGCGCUCUACUUGAUGGUGACGCUCCUCAUGACCGGCGACAAGUCAGUGGUGGUCUGGGUGUACUCGGCGGCGUGCCUGGUGGUGGCCGCCGUCACGUGCUACGCGGUCGCGCUCGUCGGCAGCUUCCACCAGCAGCUGAAGGAGGAGGGCGGCCGGGGAGGCUACACCAUGCAUCCCACGACGGAGGGGUAGCGUGUCGUCUGCAGGCGCAGCGUGUCUCCCGCGGGCGCGGCGUCCGCCGGCGGGCUUACGGUGUCGUGUGGAGGCGCGAGGUGCCGUGCCGAGGCGUACACACUCUGCGUCUCGGCCCGCGCGCGGACCGACCCGGGCCCGGCCGCCCCGCCGCUGCAGGCUCGGGAUCUCACCAGAGUUCGGCGACCGGCAUCGCCCGCACCCGCGGCCCGGUCCGACCCGGCCCAGGAGGCAGACAGGGCAGCUGGGAUGCGGCGGGACGUCCUGAUACCUGGGCGUCCGGCGUGCGGCAUGCAUGCAUGCAUGCACGCGGCGGCGUGUCGCAUGGCGACCGGCGUGCACCUCACGGCUGUGCUGCGGAGACGCGUGUAAUCGUCGUGCGGGUGAACAUCCAUAAUGCUUUUCAAUGCGUGUGCGUCCAUUGCAAUAACGGCGAACAACGUGUGAAGCCGACAAGACGGAGAACCGUUGCUUGUCCUUGCGUGUGUGCGCCGAUGCGUACGUACACACAAGAUACGCAAGUGCAAGUCUUGCCGGCUGGCUAACACAUUCUGCGGUCAGGAGCUUUUUUAUGUAACUUCCAGUGUGUACUUAACAGCUUUCUUGGUACUUUCGUUCUCGCGCUCUAAUCGCUAUCAACGAUGUUGACGUGGCGAGUCAACUAGCUCGGUUGUCCACGUAUUGUGAUACUUAUAUUACGUAUUUAGAUGCUUUUAACACGUGUCGUGAGUUGUUUAUUGGCGCUGUGCUGUCGCGCGUUGCUUAUUGACGGUGUGUUGCUGUGCGUUGAUGCCAGUUUGACGGCGCACUCACCUCAAUCAGCAGGUUCUGUGAGAUUGCGACUCCUGAGUAAUCGCUGACCUGAGCGGCGGUGUAGGAUCGUAAGCUAACUAGAAUCGGCGGGGAAGCACACGUAUCCAUCGGGAUGGAUCGUA
Pollicipes pollicipes is the source of this 1492-nucleotide messenger RNA. RefSeq lists its product as uncharacterized. NCBI's taxonomy places the organism in Eukaryota, Metazoa, Arthropoda, Thecostraca, Pollicipedomorpha, Pollicipedidae. The coding region runs from base 3 to 557 and encodes 184 amino acids. The transcript has a single exon. The record is from RefSeq and is a predicted model, not a curated record.